Sardina pilchardus (European sardine) is the source of this 1247-nucleotide messenger RNA. It is a transcript of the gene lrrc63, whose product is annotated as leucine-rich repeat-containing protein 63. Bases 264 to 872 code for a protein of 202 amino acids. NCBI's taxonomy places the organism in Eukaryota, Metazoa, Chordata, Actinopteri, Clupeiformes, Clupeidae. The record is from RefSeq and is a predicted model, not a curated record. Gene Ontology annotation, molecular function: protein binding. The transcript is spliced from 6 exons.
CUAAGCACUUCCAGGGCGUGCGGCGCUGCUGCUCCCCCUUUGAGCCGGCGGGGGGGUGGGGGGGGGUCAGCGCCUCUCAGCUCGCCAUCCUGGACUGCCUCCACCAGGGGGCCACCUCACUCAGCCUCAAGGCCCACUUCAUCACCCAGCUUCCUGACCUGUCUUUACUGGCCAACACUCUGGUUUAUCUGAACCUGUCCUUCAACAACCUGUCUGAGUUCCCCUUGGAGCUGUGUGCUCUACGGCGCCUCCAGCAGUUGAAGAUGAGGAACAACCCCCUGCAGCACCUCCCCCCCGAGAUCCACACCAUGAGCAGCCUCCACACACUAGUGCUGUCCUUCUGCAGACUACUGCAGCUACCUAACCAGUUGUAUUCUCUUCCUUGUCUUCAGCACUUGGACGUCUCUUAUAACCUGCUGACUUCUCUCAGCAGUAGCAUCAGAAACCUCAGGUCCCUGCGCUCUCUGAAUGUGGAGGGGAACCAGCUGCUGGGUCUACCGGCGGGUGUGUGUCGUCUGUCGCUGCAUCAGCUGCGACUGGCCCUUAACUACACACACCCCGCACUCUGGAACACACACACACACACACACAGCCCACAGAGACUGGAACACACUGCUGCACGCGCUCUCACACUCACACACCUCAACCAACACACACUACCUACACAGGCACAGCAGCUUCUCAGCAGGGUGUGUGUGUGUGAGUGUUGUCGGGGGCCCAUGUUCGGUGAGGGCCUGCGUCUGAUUCGGCCGUGUUCCGAGCUCUUUGGUGUUGCCAUGGUACCGCUGGUGUUCUACGCCUGCAGCCCCUCCUGCCGUAGAACCUUCCAGAACCAGACGGAGAACCUCAUCCAGCUGCUGUACCAGGACUGAACACACACACACACACACACACACACACACACACACACCUCACCCAGCUGCUGUAUCAGGACUGAACACACACACACACACACACACACCUCACCCAGCUGCUGUAUCAGGACUGAACACACACACACACACACACACACACACCUCACCCAGCUGCUGUACCAGGACUGAACACACACACACACACACACACACACACACACCUCACCCAGCUGCUGUAUCAGGACUGAACACACACACACACACACACACACACACACACACACACACACACACACACACACACACACACACACACACACACACACACACACACACACACACACACACACACACACACACACACACCUCACCCAGCUGCUGUAUCAGGACUGA